This is a messenger RNA of Tachysurus vachellii, 852 nucleotides long. RefSeq lists its product as uncharacterized. The transcript has 5 exons. Bases 1 to 852 code for a protein of 283 amino acids. NCBI's taxonomy places the organism in Eukaryota, Metazoa, Chordata, Actinopteri, Siluriformes, Bagridae. The record is from RefSeq and is a predicted model, not a curated record.
AUGAGGGUCGUAUACCUACUGCUUAUGUUUCAAGUUCAUGCUCAUCUGAAGUGUGAUAAAACCAGCAUCCAUACCACAGUUGGGAGAGAUAUUAAUGUUCUCUGCAGAUAUGAUUCAAAUAAUUUUAUAUUCAGUAAGAAGUACUGGUGCCACGGGGAGUCCAGAAAUACUUGUGAGGUAUUGUUGGAUACGGACGGAUUCACAACUUCACGGCUCAAGAAAAAAGCAAGGAUAUAUCAAUCAGGUUACCAGACUUUUCAUAUUCUCAUAACAGGAGUCCAGCUGGAGGACACUGGAAUCUAUUGGGCUGGGAUUGACAAAAUAUACGCUGAUAUCAUGUUCAGGAUAAACGUCAUGGUAACAGAAGAAGCUGUGAGCAGACCCCACAUUUGGUUAGAUGGCUCACCUGUGGUGACAUGCCAAGGACAGCAGGUUCUCCUGCGCUGCCGGGCUGAGAGAGGCACCAAUGUGAAGUAUAGCUGGUCCAAAGAAGCUCAGGUUCAAGAUGUUCUUUUAGAAAGCUCCACGGAUCUUCUCUUCCACUGUGCCUUUCUCACCGAGGACGCUCAGUACAUCUGUUCGGCUCAGAACGCUGUGAGCAGAGAACGGAGUAAUCCCAUUUCCCUUCACCUUGUACAGGCUGGACAGGAAAACUGCAUUUAUUCCCUCAUGUCUGAUGAGCUUGAAAGUUACGACUGCAGGACAACGACAGUCUCACCAGUAAUAAGCACCAGCACUAAUGUGGAGGUUUCAAGCUCAGAAUUUGUCACGCAAACCAGUUCAAGUGGAAAUCAGUCAAUAUGUAGAAAUCAAACACAGAGCUGGAAUGGAAAUGACUGUCUUAGGUGGUGA